This is a messenger RNA of Leishmania mexicana MHOM/GT/2001/U1103, 2679 nucleotides long. RefSeq lists its product as hypothetical. Bases 1 to 2679 code for a protein of 892 amino acids. Lineage: Eukaryota; Euglenozoa; Kinetoplastea; Trypanosomatida; Trypanosomatidae. The record is from RefSeq and is a predicted model, not a curated record. The transcript has a single exon.
AUGGCCGUGAUGGACGCAUCGUUGCCAACGACGAUGACGACGACGACGGCGACCGCGAUGACGAACACGUGCCAGGGCUUCUCCGCGCUGCUGCCUCAUCCUGCCGCCGUCUCCCCUCCAUCCCCCUGCCAGCAACCUUUUACGCCAACCAACACUUUUGCACGUCAGCACCACCAAGAUCGAUCACCGCAGCCGACGCAGUACCGGGAACGUCGUCGCCACUCCAGCUCCUCUCUCGCGGCGUCACCGUUGGCUUCGCCCGCCUCCUCCGCAUCGCACACGCCUCACACGGAUGCGUACGAAGCGGCGAUGGCAGCGGAGACGCGGCGCACGGACGUGGGUGUCUCCCUGCUUCAGCGACCGAGCUCGCUGCCGUUAUGCACGGUGAAGUCGUACGGUACCGCGUCGGACAUCAGUGACGACGGCUCGCGCAGCUCCUUGAGCGCUGUGGUGGCGGUGCACACACCAAACGAUACAUUCGACUUGAUGACAACGCAGACGGUAGGCUACAGCACGCCAAACACCCGUCCCGAAUUCCCACCUGGUCAGCUCGCGCACCACGCGCAGCAGAGGCAAGGCCAAGUCAAGCCCAGCUACGCGGUCGAGUUCUUGGCGUACGAUCCGCACAGCUUUGCCCUUUUAGAUGGCAACGCGCACAUGGUUAGUGGGGUCGGGCAGAGCGACCCGGCGCCCCUCCCCGGAGGCACGCCGCAGGAGCCGCCGGCGCCGGAAGGAGGCGCCGAUGCUGGCGCAGCACCGGCUGAGGCCGGACGGCCUGUCAGCCCCGCCGCUGGCCCCAGCAGUCCUGUGCCGCCCUUUCUGUCGAGAAGCGCCCAGUCGCCAACGGGGCCGCCGCCGACCUUUGUGGAGCUCGUGAUGCGGCGCAUGGAGAGCACAUCACUCCUGCAGUUUCUGUGGGUGGUGCUGCUGAUGGUCAUGCUCCUGGUGGGCAACGCGUUUCAAGUGAUCUUCCUCAACUUCUGGAUCCACCAGUUUCCUACGAAGCUGCACUCGCCGAUCACCCCGGCGUCCUCGUCGUCCGCGAGCAGCAGCAGCGCCAGCGACAGCGGCAGCGGGGGGCACGCGAAGGCGCUGGCGAGCAGCUACACCACCUUCGUCAUCUCCGCCGUACUGUUCCCUGCCUUCUUCGUUGUGAUCUUCAUCACGUAUGCACUGUGGCGGCGCCCGAACCUGCGCUUCACUCGCGAGUGGGCUGGAUGGCGGCUGCUGUUCGGCAUUGGGGCGAUGGACGCGUUGAACAGUGCCUUGGCCAUCUACGCCGCCGCCAACACGCCGGAAGUGCUGCAGGCGCUGUUCGUCUCCCUCGUCCCCAUCUACUCUGCCACCUUCACCAAGUGGUUGCUGAAGGACCCGCGCGACUACGCCAACCCGUACGUCGUGGUUAGCUUUGUUCUGAUCGCGACCGGUGUAGCGCUUGCCUCACUGUUCAACUACGUCGUGACGCACCACCACCACACGGAGGGCAGCAGCGGGAGUGGGCAGGCGGCGGUCGGUGGUCACGCCGGCGUGAAGGACCUGCUCUUCGCCGUCCUUUCAGGCGGGUCAUCGUCCUCGUCAUCGCCCGUGGCGCUGGACCGCCGACUGUGGUGCUUCAUUUUUUUUCUCUCCGUCCCGCCAACGGUGCUGAUGAACGUGUGGCAGACCAUGUACAUGAUUCGGUACACAAGCAACGAUCAGCUGAUGGCCUACCUUGCCGAGCACGCAGAUGACCCGGAAGGCGAGGAAAACAACGAUAAUGCGCCAGCGGGUGCUCCGGGGCAGGUCACGGCGCUGCUGGACGGCGCCAGAGACAGCCACGGCGACGCGCCACAUCACCCCGCCCCGGCGGCGGGAGAAGCGGUGGAGCGGGUCCCGCUGCAGCCCUCGGCCGCCUCCGCAUCUAGGCCCUUGCCGGGUGGGUGGGCGCACCAGCAGCACAUCCCGCACAACGAGCACCUCCUGCACGGCGAGGAUGCGAGCGUCAAACUCGUCAUGCUGACCUCCGACACGACUAUCCAAGCUAUCCUUGCCCUUAUGCUGAUGCCGAUGGACGCCCUGCCAUGGUUCGGCGGCAGUAACUCGAUCGGCGAAGUCGUGCAGAACCUUGAGGACGGUAUCAACUGUGUGCUGCACUGCCCCCGCAACAUGCGCUACUGCAUCUUGUACAGCACAGGCUUCGUACUCGUGUACAUCGCCUCGGCCUACCUCAACCGCUACAGUGUGACCCUCUGCUCCAUGGUCAGCCAGCUCUCCGGCCCCAUCACCGCCCUCGUCCUUAUCAUCUUUCCCUCCCUGAACAUGACCGCCGACGCCUCACCGUGGUACGUGAGCGUCUUUGCCAUCCUCAUGCUGUCCUGCGGCACCGUCAUGUACGUCUACUGGGACGAGAUGACGGUGGAGGAAAAGGCAGUGGGCGAGAUGCAGCUGAAGUGGGCAAUGAUGCAGGAGCAGUCGUCCCGACACCCGCCGUUGUCGGCAGAGGGCCAGCGGUACCACGAAAUCGACAGCAACGUCAACGGAAGCAGCCUCACCACAUCGCACUCCGGCGUGGCGCAGCCGCAGCAGCAUCGCCAUUCUCGAUGGCGGCGCUACCACCGUCGUCUUCGCCCCGAUUACGCUGUCGUGGUCGACCAAGACGCGUCGGACGCCUCUGUCGGCGGACAACCGCACCCCCACUGA